Arabidopsis arenosa is the source of this 1357-nucleotide messenger RNA. The record is from the annotation of a GenBank genome assembly. NCBI's taxonomy places the organism in Eukaryota, Viridiplantae, Streptophyta, Magnoliopsida, Brassicales, Brassicaceae.
UGAGAUACUAUUUACUCUCUAACAUUAGUUAAAUUAUCUAACUAGAAAAUGAAGUGUUCGUUUAUUUUACAUAACAUCAAUAACUCUACACUUAAUACAGUACAGUAUACGAUUUUCAUCUAUUUUUCAGUUUCCGUGAAUGGAAAAUUCUGCAAAGACCCAAAAUACGUGAAAGCUGAAGACUUUUUUACCUCUGUACUAAACAUUGCCGGAAACACCAUAAACCGUGCCGGCUCCAACGUUACAAACGUUAACGUUGACAAAAUCCCUGGACUCAACACCCUCAGAGUGUCUCUUGUCCGAAUUGACUUUACCCCGGGAGGUCAAAACCCGCCACACACCCACCCACGAGCCACCGAGAUCCUCGUGGUUGUCGAAGGAACACUCUUAGUCGGGUUUGUGACAUCGAACCAAGACAACAACAGAUUGUUCUCAAAGGUUCUUUACCCGGGAGACGUAUUUGUGUUUUCCAUAGGAAUGAUACAUUUUCAAGUAAACGUUGGGAGAACGAACGCGGUUGCGUUUGCUGGUCUUGGUAGCCAAAAUCCAGGUACGAUAACAAUAGCAGACGCGGUUUUUGGAUCGAAGCCUUUGAUUAUGCCGGAGAUGUUAGCUAAAGCGUUUCAGCUGGAUGUGAACGUGGUUAGAUUUCUCGAGGCAAGGGCGGAUCUGUUGUUUGCUUCAUCUUCUCCGGAGUGGAGGCUGGCUAGAAACGGCGCGGAUGCGACCGGCUUUUGGAAAACCAAUGAGGUCAAAGAACUAUCAGAAGAUGUUGGGCUUAAGCUUGAGGUUGUAUCUGCGGAAGGAGAAAGCUACAUCAUUCCAGUCAGUCUAGUUGAAAAGUUCUUUGGUGUGUCUGAUCCCAACAGUCAGAUUGUUGGCUUCCUCUAUGGCUAUGAAGAGAGAAAGAUCUAUUGUACAGUGAUUGUGCCACAAUGGGAAUAUCUUCAACAGUUUCACGUUGUUUCACCUAUCCCUCAAGAUCAGAUUCCAGAUGGCUUAAAACCAAUUGGUUUCAUACGUAUACAAAGUGAAGAGAUAAACACUUUGACGCCUUUGGACAUUCUCUUCCACUGCUCACAACAUUUGGAUGAGAAUGCCGUGAUUGCCACUUUAUCUCUAGCUUUAGAAAGGAGACUGAAGAUGUACUAGCUUACUCAUGAAGCUUUUCAGUGGGGCAUAGCAAACAAAGGCAAAGCAUAUACCACCAUCGACCUGAAGAGCUUUCCACCUCAUUUUAUGUGACGUUGUUCCUUCCCUUGUCACUUUAAAGGAUGCAGGUCACUUCAUGGUGAGUGAUAUUUUGAUGUUUCUGUGACACUGACAUAUUGUGUGCUAAUAAGUUUGAAUUUUCGCA